UUUGUAUUGCAGAGAAAACGAUUUUCGCGCCUGCCAUGGAUCCUUCAGAGCAUGUAGAAUCACUCCCUUGCGUCUGGAUUGCGGACCAUGGAGCCUGCGGUUACUUCUGUGUUGCACGUACGAGGGCGUUAACCCAUUACGUGCGAGCUUGCUGCUGGUCUUCUUUCAUUUUAGUCGUGAGAAGCGACAGUUCUCCUUGAAACUCCGCGAGAAGUUCUGCAGAAGUCGAUCUGGUGCGUGGAUUUUGAACUGGAGUGCUUCUUAAGAUCACAUUGGGAGAGAGAGAGAGAGAGAGAGAGCGAGAGAGAGAGAGAGAGUCAGUAGGCUGUGGCUAUGGCAGAGUUACUUGAUGAACUCGGUUAUCCAACUGAAGUUACGAAGAGUGAAGUGGUGUCUGCAUUUCUUCAGACUAUUCAAAGGACCUUGAAUUGCUUAUCAGCUGAUGAGCAAAAGUCGCGAAGAGAUGCAUUAGAGAAACUCCAAGUGUGUUUGCUGAAAGAUGACGGAUCAGGGUCGUUGCCUCCAAUGGACGUUCUUCAGGCUGCGUGGGAUGAAGUAAUUCUUGAGAAGGCUCUUCAAUGUGUUGCUGAUCCGAUCGAAAAAUGCCGGGAGCUUUCUAUUCAACUCAUUCGCGGAGUAGCCCAGUCACUCAUCGAGGUGGACUGGACCUUGAAGGAAACUGUCCGAGUCAUGUCUGAAAGGAUGGGACAGGUACCAGUACUAGAAGACUCUGAGGAGAUACGGUUUCAGCUACUUUCGCUGUUGAUUGAUGUCUUGCUUCCACAAUGCGAGCUUCCGACACUAAAAACCACUGUGGAUGCUCUGCACAGGAUAGUGGCUUUGACCCUUUACGAUCAAUUUCAUGAGGUGCAAAAGAAAGCUUGCACUGUUCUUAUCAUAACGGCGAACCGAGAUCCAGAAGUUUUCGGAAACAAGACCGGAGCUUUUCUUAAAGGCCUCAUCCCCUGCCUCAGUCACACUCACUCCCGAGUAAGAAUUGCAGUAUUCCAGGCAAUUGACGCCCUGAUGCAAUGCGGGCUCACUCAACGUUUAGUGGCUCAGCAGCUAGGACCUGGAACAAAGUCGUUAGCAUUUGAUCACUCUACUACUGUCAGAGAGCUGUUUUUUUCCAGUGUUGCCAACUGGCUCAAUUACAAAGUGAGCUUGAUGAGUGAUGAGGAGGCUCACCAGUGCGUCGUUUCUGGAAAAAUCCCGCGCUUCCACGUCCCAGAACUUCUUCCUCUUCUGUUGCUGGGUAUAACAGAUGACUGCAUUGACAUAGCCGUAUCAACGUAUGAGAAACUUGAAGCCAUUGGCAGAAUCUACAAGAGAUUUAUCGACGAACUAGAUAUUAGAGUUACACACGACAAUGCGGGCAAACCCUUUAGAACCCCAGAAGAAGAUGCAGCAAUUAUGGAGAAGGUACUUGACCAAGAUCGAAAAUGUGAAGAGCGGCAUCAACGAGAGCUGCGAGAAGUGGAGGAAGAACGAAGGUUAGAAUGCCAAAGAGAAAGAGUGAAGAGAGAACGAGAGUGGAUUACAAAUCUCAAUGAAUUAGAAUCCGAGUCCACCUCGGCUCAUGUUCUCACGGAGAAUAAUUCAAUUAAAGAAAUUUCUACUGCAAAUACUGGGGAUAGAAGUUUAGAGCUGCGUGGCAAAGUAGUUCAGAAUGAAGAUGAGACUAAAGUGCUACAUCUUGAGAAAAACACUCAGGAGCUUAAGUUAGAAAAUUGUGAGCAGAGCCCUGCACCUGAAGAAAGCGUUAGCAUAAUCAAUCUUUACCCACGGGAAUAUUCUGAUAUGAUUGUUGAUCAAGCUAUCAUGCAAGAGGAUAGAAAAUUUAACGUAGACGAGGGAGAAACCAAUGAGAAUGAGAUACGUGCAGAGGCCAAUAGCACCGGAAAUGAGGCCAUGAAAAGGGACGAAGAAAACACAAUGGCAGGAGAAAAUAUUGGCGUGCAUGGACUACACAUUUUAACUAAUCAGGAACUUCGGAGGGAAUUUUCUAAGUAUUCGCAGGGGGAAGUUCGGAUGAGGGCUACUAGUGAGAUCACAGAUGAGGGUGCAGUCCAAAAGCAGGAUGAGGCAGGUGUGGAGACACUGCAUUUGCCAAAACCUUAUCAAGGUAGACCCGGAGCUGGAUGUCGGCUUAUGGUUGAGGCAUUCCUGAGACCUAUGAUAGAACCAGCUCUUUUAGAGCUGAAGCAAUGGACUGCUCCUACCCGAUUAAGUGCAGCCCGCUAUCUUCACACUCUUAUGGUAAUGGGUGAAGGACUUGCAAAGGAUAACCUUGAUAUUCUUAUUCCAGCCUUUUGCAGGUCUUUUAUAACCGACUAUCAAGAACCACGUAUUCUUUGCAGUGCAGUUGGAGACGAUGAUGUAAGGGUUGCAAAGCGAGUUGUUGCUACCAUACAUAUUGUUGGGUUCCAUGUGCCUCCUAGAAAAUGGUUACCUCUAACUCUAAAACAUUUGGGAAAUGCGAAAGCAAGUCGAGCACAGAAAGCAAACGUUCUUGUUGUUAUGGCUGCCUUUUUGUAUGGAACGCCUGGUAAAGCAAUCGAGGAGAAACAUAUUGCGAAGAUCUGUGAUAAGCUAUAUGAUAAAGACGUAUCCUGCUGUGACCACCUUGCUGUUCAGAAUCAGCUUCUUUCAGUUGUGACUAAUUUAAUUCAAGUUGCUGGAGCACUGUGCAAAACCUCAACCUUCAAGAUAUUCGUUUUGCUCCUUCAAGUUCAAAGUGUUGAUGGAGAUACACGGCUCCAAAAGAGAUCAGGUCAGGUUCUGGAAGAUCUUGCCCACGCAUUAGGAAUGGAAUCAGCGCGAGAGCUUUACGUGCAGUAUGUUCACAAUGUAUUGGAUAUUGUCACUGCUGAUCACGAAGGCUGGUCCUCGGGUCUGCAAGGGAAACUAAUGUUUCAAACUUUCAUGCGGAGUGCCAACGAUGCUGUGGGCCCUCAUCUAGAGUCACUUCUGCCAUUGUUCAAUGCAUGCUUGCAACCGGACCAAGACCCUGGUCUACGAAUCGGCUUCUUGCAGCUUCUGGAUGAGUUAUUUGAGACGCCAGGGUUAGAAUCUUCAUGGAGGUCUCUUGCUGUGACCAUCAUUGGCAAGAUUUUGACACCCUGUGCAGUUUGGCGGGCAAGCAAGACAGAAGCUGCUGUGCGGUAUGGUGCAAUGGUCGCACUAGGAACAUUUCUUAGGAAAGACAUGUGCAGCCAGGUCCAUAUGGAAGAGAUCAUGAAAUUGCCAGAAGGUUUUCUACCAGUCAUCAAAAAUUGUUUGGAUGAAGACUAUUUUUUGGAUGUGCGACGUGCCACUACUCACGUGAUGUAUCAGUUUCUUCGAGUUGGUGGUCUCAUUUUGAGUGACGAGGAGAGGUCCAAAAUCAUUAAACUUCUCUCUAAGCGUAUGGAUGAUAGCAGCAACAUCAUUCGCAGAUGUAUUUUGCCAGCCGUGGAGAUGUUUUUCACCACUAUGCCCUUCUCUUUCAGCGAUUCUGAGGUGAAAGAUUUUCUUUUAUUACUUGUUGUUCAUAUGGAUGACGAGAAUCCUCAAAUACAGGAAGGUGUUUGCAAAGCAAUGCAGGCAUGCGCUUUGAAAAAACCUAAGAUUGUUAAGGAAGUUUCAUGUGGUGCUUGUGGCCAUCGGAAGAACCCACUCUGCCACGUCUAUCGUGUCCUCAACGUUGUUUGUGAUCACCUUCAACCCAGCUCCAGCCCAGACCAAAUCUCCUCGGAACAAUUGCAAGAUUGAUGGACCUCAUGCAGAUUGAAAACAUGGAACAACAACAUGCACAUGAAAAUUGGUUAACAAUUCACGUGUUAAACCUCCUGAUGUGUAUCUAAACCGGGAAACAUGUUUAUUUUUGCAAAAAUAGUUAAUCCUUACCAACACAUAAUUAAAAAAUUAAGCAGAAGGAGAAAUAAGAAGGCUGAAGAAUAGGUCGAUGAAGAGCUUCCACAUAUCUCAAUUAUCUCAAAUCUUUAAACCUCAUUCUCUAAAUACUAAUGAAAGAUUGUUGUUGCCCACAUCCUAAGGGUAUUCCAUAAUUAAAAACCCCAUUUUGAAAGGC
Molecule: messenger RNA, 4072 nt
Organism: Physcomitrium patens
Lineage: Eukaryota; Viridiplantae; Streptophyta; Bryopsida; Funariales; Funariaceae
Source: RefSeq, a predicted model, not a curated record